Rana temporaria (common frog) is the source of this 3944-nucleotide messenger RNA. RefSeq names its product nectin cell adhesion molecule 4 (gene NECTIN4). The coding region runs from base 102 to 1697 and encodes 531 amino acids. The record is from RefSeq and is a predicted model, not a curated record. The transcript has 9 exons. Gene Ontology annotation, cellular component: adherens junction. NCBI's taxonomy places the organism in Eukaryota, Metazoa, Chordata, Amphibia, Anura, Ranidae. Gene Ontology annotation, biological process: homophilic cell-cell adhesion; heterophilic cell-cell adhesion.
CGUCUAGUUUUAUAAUCCAGCUCUGAGUGAGACGCAGAGACAGUGACACCCUCCUCCUCGCCCUGCAUUCAGCGUCAGACCCUCCAACAACUACAACCACCAUGUCACCGGGACCCUGCCAUCCCCCACUGUGGCCCCCCAGGAUCUGCAACCAUCUGAGGACCCUGCUCCUUCUUUUCCUCUGCUUUACAGGGUCUUCUGCUGGAAUUGUAAAGACAGAGAAGAGCGUCACCGCAGUCCUGGGACUUGAUGUUACUCUCACUUGUUACUAUGAAGCUCAGGAUGGAGAGAAGGUCUCCCAGGUUGUUUGGUCAAAGAAAAGCUCUGGGGGGCAAAGUGUUCAGAUUGCCACCCUGAAUGCAGAAUUCGGGGCUUUUGUGUAUAAAGAGUUUGAAGGAAGAAUAAAAGAAAAAUCCCCAUUACAGCCGGAGGAUGGCACAAUAAUCCUGAAGAACCCUGUGCAGGCAGACGAGGGCACCUACCAGUGCCGAGUCAUCACUUUUCCAGCAGGGAACUUCGAAGCGGAUCUGAAGCUUACUGUUCUGGUUCCUCCUUUGCCAACGCUGAACCCCGGACCACCGCUGGUGGAAGGAGUGGGCCAGACAAUAGUGGCCUCCUGUACAGCAGAGGGAAACCCCGCCCCCAGACUGACCUGGCAGACAGAGGUGAUUGGCACAAACUCAUCUCGCACUUACGAUCACUCCCGAUCGACCUCGGUGACCAGCGAGUUUUAUGUUGUGCCGGUGCGCAGUAUGAAUGGCAAGGUGCUGAGCUGUGUGAUAUCCCACCCUGGUUUCCAGGAGGAGAAGAGGAUCACCCAUGUGCUCUCUGUGAAGUAUCUCGCUGAGGCAGCAUCUAUACAAGGCCAUGAGGGCUGGUUUGUGGGGAAAGAUGGCGCUUCCCUCCAAUGCUUGUGUGAUGGCAACCCGCCUCCAGUCUUCCAGUGGUCCAGGGAGAACGGAUCUCUUCCCAAGGAGGUGACCUUGGAUGGGGACAGAUUGCUCUUUCCGGGGCCCCUGAGUGCGACGGACGCGGGUCUCUACAGCUGCCAGGCAUCCAAUGACGUGGGCAGAAGACAGGCCAGUGUCAGCGUCUCUAUCGCCGAGAGCGAGCCCAGGAAGGUGGACCUCAUGUCCGUGUCACUGGUGUCAGUGGCUGUGGUGACCGCCAUCCUGCUGGUGAUCCUGGUGACAACGGUUGUUAUGGUGAAUCGUCAUCAUAAGAGGAAGACGAAGAGACUCUCCGAGAAAAUUGAGGAACUUUCUACGUUGUCCAGACAGGCAUCAAGGAGAAGACUUUCCACCUCGGCCAGCACAGACACGCGCAUGCAGUUGGAGGAAAGUCAUUAUAUGAGGAAUCACCCCGACAGUCUGAGGGACCCGAGUAUCAGCUCAAUCAUGGGAGAAGAAAUGGACCGGCGCAGUUACUCCACCUUGACCACCGUGCGGGAGACAGAGACCCAGACGGAGCUCCUUUCCACAGUCCCGGAUGAGGAGGGGAAGGAGGAGAGCGAGGGCGAGCAGCAGGAGGAGGAUAGGAAAGAUCUGGAGCAGAGUGAGCGAGGCAGCACUGAGGUCAUAGAAAACCAGCCCUUCAUCAAACAGGGAAUGAUGCAUUUCUAUCAGGAGAAUGGGACCUUACGUGCCAAGCCAAGUACCAAUGGGAUCUACAUCAAUGGCAGAGGGCACCUGGUAUAACUGGACCUUCCAGACUGAACAUCAAUGACAUGAGGCAACUGAUAUAACUGGAUCACCCACACUGGGCAUCAAUGGUAUGGGGCAUUCAGUACAACCAGACCAUAUAAAUGGACCACCCACGCUGAACAUCAAUGGCAUGGGACAACUGAUUUAACUUGACCACCCACGCUGGGCAUCAAUGGUAUGGGGCACUCGGUAUAACUGGACCACCCAGGCUGUAUGGGAGAAGGACUUGAACUGAAGACACUCUCACUCCUUCCACACUGAUGCCCCUCAGUGCCGCCAUCUACUUGUAUUGUUACUGAUCACACGGAAGCUACAGUGGCCUUCAUUGUUCUCCCAGAUGAGGCCCUAGACUGCAGUCAGUAUUACUCUGGUUACAUUGCUGGUGCGAUGGAGAUUAUAUGCCGUUAUAAUGGACGUGACCGCCCGGGACUGAAUGGGACACUCCGACAUGUACAACACAGAAUGGGGUGUGACCCCAGAUAAUGGGAAUGGAGCCUCUCCACUCUCAGCCUUCAGUCUGUGGACCCUUUAAUACCUGUCUGCAGGAUAUCUCUCCUGCCUACCAGCUCUAGCCACACGCUGAACAUACUGCCAAAUGGAAGCCGCCCCAUGACGUGGACCUCUGAUGUAAAAUAUGACAUGGACCUCUGAUGUAAAAUAUGACAUGGACCUCUGAUGUAUAAUAUGACGUGGACCUCUAAUGUUCACCACGACGUGGACCUCUGAUGUUCACCACGACGUGGACCUCUGAUGUAUAAUAUGAUGUGGACCUCUGAUGUAAAAUAUGACAUGGACCUCUGAUGUUCACAAUGACGUGGACCUCUGAUGUAAAAUAUGACGUGGACUUCUGAUGUUCACCACGACGUGGACCUCUGAUGUUCACCACGACAUGGACCUCUGAUGUUCACCACGACGUGGACCUCUAAUGUUCACCACGCCGUGGACCUCUGAUGUAUAAUAUGACAUGGACCUCUUCUGUACAAUAUAUCUCUGGUCUUGACCCUAGUUGUGGGUUUUUAAGGGGAGCCUCUUCCACCCAAUGAAGGGUGAAUAUCACAGAGGGGUCCCUCAGCACAUUAAAGGGGUUCCAGCCAGAACUUCAUUUUGUUGUGAAGAGUGUAGGAAGGGUUAGAACCUCUAUUUAGUAUUUAUUGCUGUUUGUGACCCCAUACAAAUUGAAAUCUCCCCAAAAUGGGUAAAAAGUCCCCCUCCCCCAGUUGGCUACCAGAACAUUGGAAGAUAUCCCCUCUAAUGCUGUUCUGGUGACAACGUUAUGUUCCCCCUUACUGGAAGAGACAGGAAGUGAGUGUAUUUCUCCUUGAUGGGGACACAGACAGUAAUAUGAAGCUGACAGAGGUGUUAACCCUUCCACAUCCAGGCUAGAUUAUGGGUAAUGUGAAGACCAUCUGAGCCCUUCUUGGCCAUGGUUGUUAGAAAUGGUGGUGUCAUAGAUACCCAGCUGAACAUGGUGUAACCGUUGUUAUCCAAUGGUCUGUGUUCCCAUUGGAUGAUCUCAGAGAAGGGCCAGCUAACGCUUGUAAAUUGCUGAAAGGUCCCCUCUGUAAGUAAGUGGAAAGUUGAACCCUUUCCUAGAGAAUCGUAUUAAUAAUAUUUGUUCUGUGUAACGUAGUCUGUCCAAUAAGAAGCCACUCUAGGCAGCGUUCCUCCCCCGAGCACCAAAUAUCGUAUCUGCUGGCGCCACACUCCAAGGAAAGUGAAGACGGGAGAGAUGAGUGCUGCUCAGAAGAGGACAGAUUGUAAAAAAGGGGGCUGGGGGGGGCUCAGAUUUUCUGCCUGCUGGCCCAUCAUUGACCAGUUCCCUGCUGGGGAAAUGCAGCAAGGCAGAGGGGUGAUGAAAGGGUUAACUGUCGCUCGUCUUUAAUACUCCCACUUCUGGUUGCUAUGGGAGACGGCACUUUACACAUUUACACAUCAUCAUCAUCAUCCUUACUAUCUGUGGGGAUUGAGUCACAAAGCAUGUGUCCCUCUGGGGCCCCAUUAGGAUGGAUUGACCUAUAUCCUGUACAUAGUUCUGUAAAUAAAGUUUCAGCUUGUUUUCUAUGGAAAAGUUGGCAGCCAGGAAAUUGUAUUUAUGUGGAAUGUAUAUAUUUUAUACUUGUAUUUAUAUCGGGGUUCCGAGGAUUGCACCCCCAUCCCUGCGCAAAUUCCUGUACAAAACUGAUUGUUACUUGAAGCUGAUUGUUUGUAAAUGAGAAAUAAGGGGGAUGUCAAAUAUCCUGA